UCAAACAGGAUCGGAUGGGGAACUCUCUGCGUCGCCGGCGGCGGAGCCUACUACUUCGCUAAGAAAUCCAUCAACGCCGACCGACAAUCCCGCUUCGAGACCGAGAUGAAACGCAAAGCACAGCUGGCUGCCAUGGAAGCGGAACAUCGGCGCCAGUCCGCCGCGGCACUACAAAGCAACUCAGUGCCCGUUCCCUCCGACGACCCGAGCAUGAAGCGCGCCGCCCAACUGGCCCGGUCUCAGAACGCCGCCGACGACGUCGCCUCGCCCAGCGCCGAGGCCAGUCACGAUCCCGCCGCGACGCGCCACGAGCCUGAGACCGAGGCCGAUCGCGUAGUGGAGAAGGGGAAAUAUGAGGCCGCGCAGCCGUUUAGACCUCCCAAGGGGAAUCGUCUUUGA
Aspergillus homomorphus CBS 101889 is the source of this 399-nucleotide messenger RNA. RefSeq lists its product as uncharacterized. Lineage: Eukaryota; Fungi; Ascomycota; Eurotiomycetes; Eurotiales; Aspergillaceae. The transcript has 2 exons. The annotation marks the transcript as partial. The record is from RefSeq and is a predicted model, not a curated record.